This is a messenger RNA of Menidia menidia (Atlantic silverside), 1410 nucleotides long. The record is from the annotation of a GenBank genome assembly. NCBI's taxonomy places the organism in Eukaryota, Metazoa, Chordata, Actinopteri, Atheriniformes, Atherinopsidae.
UGGAGUCCUGCAUGUGGCGUGCCGUCAACUUUGCAAAGUAAGUGUGUGUCUGGAGGAAAUGUGCUGAGCUGUGUGCGGUGUGGUGGAACCUUCAUGCCUUUAUGGAACACAGACUGUGAUGCAGGCUGAGACUGCCUGAAGGUGGAAGAGGAAUGUGACCACCUCUGAGAAGAGCAGCUCUUAAGGCAGCCAUGCCGGUGCUGGAGGUGGUCUGCAGCCUGAUUGGCUGGCUGGGCCUCUACCUGUUGUUUUGCUGGACCUUCUCUCAGCGGGGGCCGGAGUGGAACUGCCGCCUGGUCACGCUGUCCCACGGCGUCCUCAUCGUCCUGCUGACCGCUUACGUGGUCUUCGUGGACGGACCCUGGCCCUUCACACAUGCAGGCACGGAGAACACGGCGCUGCAGACGCAGGCCCUGGCCGUGUGCCUGGGCUACUUCCUCUUCGACCUGGGCUGGUGUGUGUGCUACGGCACGGAGGGCGCCGUGAUGCUGGCGCACCACGCGGCCAGCGUGGCGGGCAUCCUGCUGGCGCUGCUGACCGGGGUGUCGGGCUGCGAGACCUGCGGGGUCAUCUUCGGCAGCGAGCUGACCAACCCGCUGCUGCAGAGCCGCUGGUUCCUGCGGCGGCUGGGCCGCUACCACGGGCCGCUGGGCGACGCCGUGGACCUGCUCUUCAUCCUGCUGUUCGCCACCGUGCGCGUGGGGGUGGGCACCGUCAUGUUCUACUGCGAGCUCACCUCCCCCAGAACCUCCCUGGUCAUGAAGCUGGGCGGCCUGGUCAUGUACGUCCUAGCCUGGGUCUUCAUGGUGGACAUAGCCAGGUUCGGCUAUAAGAAAAGCAGAGCCAGAUACAAAAGCUGGGCCGAGAAGCACAAGCUCAAAGAAAAAAACAGCUCAGGACAACUGCCUGGACAUUCAGACAAGAGGGAGUGAACAAAGGUCACUGUCCAUCCUUUUUCUUUGUAAAAGCUGCUGAAGCUUUAAAGAUGCUAUUUAAUAUGAAGUGACAAAUGCUGGCAUUAUCUUUUUUUAAAUGUAUCUGUAUGAACUGAGGCACGUGGAAUGGUUGCUCCAGAGUAAUAUAUAUUAACCUUUGUAGCUUCACCUUGUAUGCACUGAAGAUCCUCUUUGCUGAUUUACAGCACAAAACAGAAGCUGGACGCUUUCUGGUCCCACCAAUAAGAAAAAUAAUAAGCUACUAGGUACAGCAAUGGUUCAGUGGAGCAUGUUUCUAACAGAGAGGGCCACAGGUCGUAGGUUUCUAACACGCUGGAUCAUGUUGCUCUGACUCUACAGUAUUAUUAGUUUUAUGUCGGCUGUUAAACUGACUAGUUUAUUUAAAGCGUGCAAAUCGUUUUAGAUAUUUAUUGAGAGCCUUAAGAUCUAUCAAAACUUUUAUGAAAUAACGUCA